UCUCUCUCUCUCCGACGGAAAGCAAAGGGUUUUCUUCGCCUGUUUCACUCAUCUCAUCCCAAAUCUCCACUAAAAUCAUGUCUGGAACACCUACACAGUCUCGACGUCCUUUAUCUCGAGGUACUAGUAGUUCUUCAGCGCCUUUUGUAUCUCGGGAAUCACCAUCCGCACCUUCUCAGGAUGGACAGCCAUUGUCGACUGACAUGGACAUUGACGAGGUGAUCCGGCAACCUGGCCGAGAAACUCUUCCACGUCUUAAUCCUAAUUAUAAAACCAUUCCAAACACCACUUGGUUUGGAUUAUCAGAGAGUGGUGUCAGCAAAAGUCUUCUGAGAAUUGUUUACUCUGGUUUGCUACCGAAAGGUUGGCCGACAUAUGCAGAGAUUCCUCCACGCUACCGCAACCUCUGGUUUCGGCAAUUUGCGCAAGAGUACAAUUGGGAUUCAGGAUUGACUGGGAGAGUGAAGAUCUCAUUUGAUCAAUACGCCACUAGAUACUACAGCGGUCGAAUCAGUGAGUGGAAAAAAGUAUGGGAGGCUGGGAAAACCCCUAAGAACGUCAGCCUGACUGUUUUGGAGGAGUUGAUAGUUCAUUGGGGGAAACCAGAAACAAAGGCCCAGUCAGAAACCAACUCGAAGAACAAGCGUAGUGACCGUGGCGGGAAAGGAGCUUAUGUCCACAACCUUGGCUCAACUAGUUUACUUUCUCGAGAACGUCAACUAACCAGAGCAGAUGACAUCAUCUCAACCCAAGUUUCUCAAUCUGAAGAUGGAUCUUUUGCUUUCUCCAACACCUUAACUUUGGAGCAAAUAAACAACCUUGUUCUUGAGGCUGUUCCAAAGAAGAAAGGUCGAUACGUUGGGAUAGGUCGUUCAAUCAAUGAUGGAUUAUCUUCUUCGGUUCAUUCUCUUUAUCCCGUUGACGACCUCAUGGAACAGAUCAAGAACAAAGACGAGGAGAUUGCGUUCUUGAAAACCGACAAUGCUGAGAUCCGGGCUGAGCUGCAAGUAACCAAGAGUCUCACCGAAACAAUUAUGGAUAAACAAAGAAUCGUUUUGGAGAAGAUUUUUAGUUUUUAUUUUAUUUUCAAACUUGUAAUGUAA
Messenger RNA from Brassica oleracea var. oleracea, 1103 nucleotides. RefSeq lists its product as uncharacterized. NCBI's taxonomy places the organism in Eukaryota, Viridiplantae, Streptophyta, Magnoliopsida, Brassicales, Brassicaceae. The coding region runs from base 78 to 1103 and encodes 341 amino acids. The record is from RefSeq and is a predicted model, not a curated record. The transcript is spliced from 6 exons.